GCAGUGCAGGUGAGGAGGCAGCGAAACCUGGCCUCGACACGGACGGAAAGGAGCCUCCGCUGCAGGACGCCCUGGAGUGGGAGAAGGUCUAUGCAUGCGCUCAAAGCCUCUUGCAGUACGUUGCCGUGAGUGUCAACGCCAAGUGCGAGGAGGCCCAGAGAAAUGCUGCUGCCAAGGAAGCUCAGACAGAAGCGCCAAAGCCAGCUCCUUUGAAGGCAGCAGAGGAUAAAUCGAGGGCCAGCUUCUUCUUGUGGCCCUCCAUCCUCCCGAUUGGCGAGUUCCUGUCCUCCGGUGGAAGCUCCCCUCCCGCGGAGAAGCCUGGCGAGCUGGAGAAGGCAGAGGACUGGAGCGAAAGAGAUGUGGAGACUCUGAAAUGCAAGCUCCGCGUUUGCAGAUGGCUGCCAGCAGCCCGAGCACCGAGAGAGUGGCUCCAGGCUGUCCCUUGGAUAGGAAACUCCCAGAAAUUUUGGCGGCCUUCCGAGAUGGCGCUGAUGAAAGACUUCUGGCUCUGUGGGGCUGCUGUCCCGGUGCUCGACUUGGACACACAACUUAUGUUGCCUGGUGAACGCAGGUCCAGUACAGAGGCCAGCUUGCUCAUGCUUCUGGGAAUGCCAAGCCAGGUGCCCCAAGGCCAGCGAAUCAGCUGCGCAUGGUCACAACUGAGUGCUAUCCGCCUGUGGUGGUCCUCUCGUUCUUCCGAUGUUCAAGAAGAUGGUGCCUCUGCUUGGGUCGCGAACUGCCUCUACCAGCAUGUGUAUCCCCUGCUCCAAGAGAAACAGGCAGAUGGAGCAGACGACGGCAUUGACAAAGGAGGUGGCAGUAGUUCUGGAAUCAACGAUCUCUUCGUAGCUGGCACUUUUGUGCUCAUGGAGGAUCUGUCUAGAAGCCAGGACUUUGGCCUCGCCGGCUUGCAUCAGGUUCCGAAGGAGUUGCAAGGUACUGCGCCUCAGCUCUGCAAGUCGAUCAAGCAGAAUUUCAAAGCGGUCGACUUGGUCCGUGCUCUUCGGCGGAUGGCAGAUGCCACAGAGAAGCGGAACAAGCAGCUUCGGACGGCUGAAACAGAGACGGCAGUUCGGCUGGCAAUGGCUCUGUCGGAGCGCAUUCGUGGUCAUGGGGAAGCGGUUCACGAUACCAUCCUGGUGCCAACAAAUCAGGGCACUCUGCGGCCUUCACAGCGUUGUGUCUUCAAUAACAUGCGAUGGCUGUCAGAAGAAGAGCAGCAGAAGAGGAGCAGAGCCGUGACGAGUAGUGGGCUAGACUGGGUGCAUCAAAGCAUCUCCAACGAGGUUGCUCAGACUCUUCAGGUGCAGGGUCUCAGCACCCAGGUCGCAGCAGAGGCAUUGGCUGCAGCCGAUGAAGGAGAAAGGGGGGACCCGGAAUGGUUUGAGGCAGCCGGACAGCAGGAACCCCUCACUUCCCGCUUGCGCUCCCUGAUCCGGGACAUGCUUGACCAAGCCUCCGCCCAGGAUUUGGGCUUCUUCAAGGCACUUCUGCAGAAUGCAGAUGAUGCGACAGCUACGGAGAUCAACUUUGUGUGGGACUGGCGGAGCUUUGGUGGACAGUCGCUCAUGUCACCAGAGAUGGCACGGUGGCAGGGCCCAUGCUUGUGGGCUCACAACAAUGCCAAGUUCUCUCCACAGGACUUUGAGAACAUCACGCAACUCGGUUCGAUGCAGAAAAGCAAGUCGCAAAGCCGCAAGACACAGAUUGGCAGAUUUGGCCUGGGUUUCAAUUCCGUUUACAGCAUGACGGACUUGCCCAGCAUUCUAAGCGAUGACAUUGUGUUGUUCCUUGAUCCACACGUCCAUCAUCUGCGUGGCAUGGGUGCAUCACCUGCCAAGCCUGGGAUCAAGCUGCGUUUCCUGAAGAUUGACGUGCUGGACAAGUUCCGCGAUCAGUUCGAACCGUAUCACGGCCUCUUCGGCUGUGACUUGGCCUCGUCCACGCCCUACGAGGGUACCCUGAUACGCCUUCCCUUUCGCACGCCAGAGUCGUCCAAGCUGAGUGAGAUCAGCAAGACCAUCGUGUCAGCCGAAGAAGCAACAGUGUACCUUCACGCCUUCAAGGAAGCGGCCGCCGAGUGUCUAGUGUUCCUCCAACAUGUGAAGCAGGCCAACUUCUGCUGGAUCGCUCCCGAUGCUGGUCCAGAUGCUGUUCCGACGCCGCUGCUGCAGGUUCGCAUCAUGCCCUCGAGUGUACCAGCUUCUUUGGGCCUGGCCGGCCAGAGACAAGCUGAAGUUUGCACGGAUGAGCGUGCGCUGGAAUACCGGCGGGUUUUCUCAUCACGGUCACUUCAGAAGAGCAAGGAGAAGCAGUCCUUCAUCUCCGACCUCCUCAGCCGCUUGGGUGUCCAGCAGCCCGCGGAGUCAGAGACGAGGCCCUAUGUGAGUUUCAACGUGGUCGUCUCGGUGCGCUGGAUUUCUCCGACGGAUCUGCAAUCUGGGAAGGAACAGACAGAGGUUUUGGAAGCCUGGCGUCUAUUCCUUCAGCAUGACAAUCCCGAGCAUGAUCCUUGGAAAUCCCUUUUGGGGGAGUCUGAGGCUGAGGGACUCGGCUACGUGCCCUUUGCAGGCCUUGCUGUCUGCCUCUCCAGGGAGCUCCACGGACCCAGGAUCUGUUGCUUCCUUCCGCUUCCUGUUAAAAGCUCCCUUCCCUUUUUGAUCAACGCCAACUUCUGCCUCACAGAUCCCACGGCGCCGGGUCGCUUGGAUUUGGCUGCUGGCUCUGGGUUUGCAUCCGACUGGAACAGCAUGCUCCUCCGGCACAUCGUGGAGCCUCUCAUCUGUACGCUGGUAAGGGAGCAGGCUGGAGCCAUACAGGCCGUGCGGAGCCAAAGCCCGAGUGCAGAUGCUGCACACUGGGUCGUGGGCAAGGAAGGGAUUUGCGCUUUGAUGCCUUGCAAGAGCCAACUGCCGCACAGUUUGCGAAAGCUUCUGAACCUUCCGUCCAUCUACAAGGAGCUUUCCAGUGCCGCGUUGUUCCCGCCUUUGGUAUUUGCGAGACACAGUCCCACAUCCACGGCUUCCGAACUUGUGGAGAGCGCCCGUUCCUUCGCGGCUCAGAUUUUUCACGAGGCUGACACCAAGCCCUCGGUGAAGCUGUUGUCGUUUACGGCUUCUGUGCAGCCCCUGACACUAGUUGAGGGCCGAGGCAAGCAGCAUCAAGCAGUUCACGAAUACCUUAGCAGUGGGAAAGGAUUCAAAUUCUGCGAAGUGGCUCGCAGCGUUUCCGAAGAGUUCAAGUCUGCAAAUUCAUCCAGACAGGCGGAAGUGAACCCCGCCUUUGUACUGUCGUGCCUGCGCGAAGACACUCGCUCCAACUUGGAUGCCCUGACCGCUAUAGAACUCUUGGGCUACGUCCUUAGUGAAGAGCUUCCGGCAGAUGUGGUGUCAGCACUUCAAGGCUUGAAGCUGGCGCCUCUGUGCAGCGGGAAGGUAGCAUCCUUCAGCAGCACCGGCGCGCCGCUGUACUAUGCCUUUCCCACUGGCGGAUCGGCGUCCGGUUCCAGCGCACUGGCCCAGCAGGUCUUGCAGCAGCUCGUGCCAGCUCUGACGUUGAACUUGUCGGGUGUUGGCGAAGACGGAAUUGCAAGAUUGGGUGCCAGUGCGCCCGGGUUAGGCAUUGAACAUGUGAGAACUUCGGAGCAAUUGGCCACGGCUCUAAUCGCCGGCUUUCCGGCGAUCCGAGCCCCACCUCUGGAAUACUCCUCACUGCAAGCGGCAAUCGAAGACCGGCUCGGAGGCCAUGAUGGACUGGGUGAGGACUUUCUGACCGCUUUUGAUCGAUGCUGGUCCGCUGCAAGCAAGCUCAUGAUGCUUCCGCUGAGCAAGGAAGAACCAUUACUUCUGCCACCGGAGGACAUCCCGGUCGCACGCAAUUCCACACGCAAACACAAGACCUGUGGAGAUGUGAGGAAGGUCAAUCCCAGCCACCCGGCCGUGUCUGUCCCCGAGAGCCGAAUGCCAUUCUACAGGCAGCUUGCUGACGGUGCUUGCUGCCUGGGCAUCGGCUUUGGAGUUUGUCGGCUUCCGAUCUUCCUCGCGGAAUCCGAAAAUCGUGAGGAGGAGCAGGCCCAGGCCUUCCGCUCUCUGGUGCACUUGGCCGUUGUGGAAGGCGAACCGUUGCAGCUCCACGCCCCGCCGGUGAGGCUGGACUUGGAGUCCACCUUCAUCUUCCUCGCCUCCCCGAAGACGCCAACGGAGGUCGCCGCAGCUCUGGCCCUGCUCGAGGUCAAGGAGCCGCUGCUUCAGCAGCGCAAGUACUUCGAUGCCAAGACCUGGCUGCACCAGCAAGUGCUCCCACAUCUUGCAGACAUGGUGGAUGAUGAUCAGGUGCACUUCUUGGAAAGGCUGCUGCCGCUCAUGGAGAACCUCGAGGAAGCCAACUCUGAGCCAUACCUCGUCCCAGCAGAAGUACGGGGCAGGCUCAUGAAGCCACCGUGCACCAUCUUGGACCCACAAGACUUUCUGAUCCAGGAAGUGUUUGGUGCACGAGGAGAUGCCUGGCCCAAGCUGGGAAGCCAUCAUCAGUUCCACUUUCCCUCCAAAGCUCUGUCUUCAACAGUUCUCAGUCAUCUCAGACGCCUGGGCAUGAGAAAGAGCAAUAGCGACGGACGUUGCUUGGGAUACCUGUGCCAGGCCCUUCGUGAACAGCACAAGCGCUUGCCAGGCCAGAGAUAUGGAGAAGUGCAGCGAAGUCUCAUGCAGAAGAUCGUGGAGUCGUGGAGCUCCUUUCCCGGCCCACAUCGAGACAUGGUCCUGGAGCAGGAGUUCGUGGACAUAUCAGCAGAAGCAGACGGUGGAGAGCAGCCGGGGAGCCUCUUUGAACUGCGGCCCUACCGGGCAACGCGGUCCACGGAGCAGCUACUGAAGCUCUCGUCCUUGGUGUCUCGCGUCAGCGUGACGGACCCCUACCUGUGCUGGACCAGUUUGCCACUCUCUCCGAGGGGAUUUCCCGAAUUCGAGGGAUACCGCCGUCCGAUGCUGGAGGAUGUCCUUUCUCAUGCGCACUCCAUCAGUGCUCUUGCUGAUGGAGCUGUUCCACCUCAUCUGUGGGAGGAGCUCAAAGAGAAGGUGGUUGGCCAGAUCUGCCAGUUCUUGGCACAUUCCUCCGCGUUCCAGAACCUAGAGGACAUCAUGGCGCUGGAUGAAGGUGAAGAGCUUGAGCUGCGAUCACCCGAGACCAUCAUGGCCCACUCCCAGAGAAGAGCGCGAAUCUGCUCGCAGCUUCGCAAAGUCAAGUUCCUGGCAGUGCCUUUGGAAAGCGGUGUGGCCGGUCCGCACACCUUGGUAGCACCCUGGCGCAUCUCGCUAGUGUUGAAGGAACAUCGACCUCCAAUGUUUGCUUUGCCCGCCUACCUGUCCGAGCAUGUUGCGCUUCUACGGAUGCUGGGCGUCCGUGAUGCCCUGGAGCUUCCGCAAGAGUCGCAAGGUGGUACCGAAACGGACAUCUCAAGGGUCGCAGACGAAUCCAUGACGUGGCUUUUCGAAAAUGGUGCCGAAAGCUUUUCUGAUGUGACUUUGCGCUGUGAUGGCGGCUCGCUCUUCCUUCAUCGCAACAUCCUAAUGGCCCGCAGCGACUAUUUCCGGGCCAUGUUUCAGGGGGAGAGUGGCUUUCGGGAAAGCCAAGAAGGUGGAGCAGAGGUGUCCCUCUUCGAGAUCCCGUUGGAAGUUGCCAAGAUCUUGUUUGGCUACUUGUAUCAUGGAAAAGUGGAUGAGCGGCCCCUUGAAGGUCCUGAAGGAACGUGCGCCCUCCCCGUAUGCCUCGCGUUCUGUUUCUGUGUUGCGGGUGUUUCUGCAGUUCCAAUCUCUUCGCAACAGCUGCAUCCGGGCUCGAACGGAGACACAUUGAAGUAG
This is a messenger RNA of Symbiodinium necroappetens, 5855 nucleotides long. NCBI's taxonomy places the organism in Eukaryota, Dinophyceae, Suessiales, Symbiodiniaceae. The record is from the annotation of a GenBank genome assembly.